AUUUUGACAUACUCUUAUUUUUGUCGGUAGAUUCACGCAGUUUUUCUACCUAGGCGAAUCUGCUGUUCGCAAACUCCAGACGUACUUUUGCAGUUUGAGACAUGGCUGAUGAUUUGGGAGACGAGUGGUGGACCCAGGGCGAUAAUUCAGGUGUGUCAGAGGCAGAAGAGGACACAGAGCCACUUACAGAAGAACAGCCGAACAAAUCUAAAUUAAAGAAAAGGAAGGGUGAAAAACAGAUUGAAGACAACAGCAACAUAAAGAAGAGGAAGAAAACGGUUAAGAAAGAAUGUUUCAUCACGCAGGAGAGAUCAGAGAAAAAGGGCGAUAAGGAGUCCAACAAAAACAAGAAGAGAAGAAAGAAGAAAACUAUCACAGAUGUGCUGACGAGCUCUGAGCCCGUGGCAGGCUCUCCAGCUGACCUUAUGAGCCUUUUGAAGAGUCACCACAGCAAGACCCGCUCUGUCAUUGAGCAGGACGAAGUGGCACUAAACGAGUCUUGUUUCCUCCGCUGUAAUGACCUUACACAUACCUUGUCUUCCUACCUUAAAGAAGUUUGUCCAAAGUGGGCAAAAAUACAGAAGCAGCACACCCAGGCCCGGUCAGUGGUGUUGCUCAUUGUUUGCGGAUCUGCUCUGAGAACCAUUGAUCUCAUUAAGCAGCUGACUGCGUUCAAAGGAGAAGCUAAAGUGCUGAAGCUGUUCGCAAAACACAUCAAGGUGGAGGAACAGAUAAAGUCAUUGAGUAAAGGUGUUAGCCAUAUUGCUGUUGGAACUCCUGGGAGGAUUUGUGCCCUGUUAGAGAAAGAGGGUUUGACUACACAAGGGCUAAAGUAUCUGGUACUGGACUGGAACCACCGAGAUCAGAAGCAAAGAAGAAUGGUGGAUAUGACAGAGGUGACUGGAGACUUAAUGAAAAUGAUGGACCAUGGUAUAAUCCAGAGCUGCAGGGAAGGAAAUGUUAAAAUUGGACUCUUUUAAGCAGACACUCUAUUCUCUGUUAUUUACACAUUCGUGUUUAUUUACUUGUUCAGCAUGUAAUAGAGCUAUUGUAAUGUAUUUUAGUGCCAUAUGUCUGCUGCGGGAGAAAAAUACAUUGUGUGUGAAUGUUUUUUAGGAAUAAAAAUGUAAAAAAUCUGA
This is a messenger RNA of Labeo rohita (rohu), 1139 nucleotides long. RefSeq names its product cms1 ribosomal small subunit homolog (gene cmss1). Bases 102 to 980 code for a protein of 292 amino acids. Lineage: Eukaryota; Metazoa; Chordata; Actinopteri; Cypriniformes; Cyprinidae. The transcript has 9 exons. The record is from RefSeq and is a predicted model, not a curated record. Gene Ontology annotation, cellular component: nucleus; 90S preribosome.